Molecule: messenger RNA, 1481 nt
Organism: Calidris pugnax (ruff)
Lineage: Eukaryota; Metazoa; Chordata; Aves; Charadriiformes; Scolopacidae
Gene: POLR1E
Product: polymerase (RNA) I polypeptide E
Exons: 12
Coding region: 1-1242 (413 amino acids)
Biological process (GO): transcription elongation by RNA polymerase I; nucleolar large rRNA transcription by RNA polymerase I; RNA polymerase I preinitiation complex assembly
Cellular component (GO): RNA polymerase I complex
Molecular function (GO): DNA binding
Source: RefSeq, a predicted model, not a curated record
AUGGCCGCCGCCACCUGGCGCUACCGCGGGGACCCCGAGGCGGAUCAGCCGGCGGUGCUGGUGCGGUUCUCCAACGGCAGGCUGCGGCGGCCAGACGCUAUGCGGUUCACCGUUUACCGGAAUCGGGACACGGCCCAUCCCCGCAAGAAGCACCGGCGGAUCCUGGUCUCAGAAACUGAAAGACUUUCCUAUGUGGGGAAUAACUUCGGCACCGGGGUUCCGAAAUGUAACUCCCUGUGCAGGUAUUUUGUUGGUGUGUUGGACAAGGAGUCUGGGCAAAUGGAAGUGUAUAAUGCUGAAAUAUUCAACAUGCAGCCCUUGCUGUCAGAUAACUUAAUACCUGACGACACAAAGGAGUAUCAGAAUAAAUCAUACAGGGAGAAGAUGGAUUUGUGUAUUGAGGCCUUUGGUACCAGCAAACAGAAGCGGGCUCUGAGCUCUCGACGAAUGAAUGCAGUUGGCAAUGAUAUUCUGAAUACUGCUGUGACAAAAGCAGCAGCAAACAUCAUAGAUGCAAAGGGAGUAUCAGCUUUGAUCCAGGAUGUGGCCCAAGAUGAUGUACAGAACAUCUCCGUCUUCCUCCCACCUUGUAAUGAAGAUGCUGACAAACCAGAAAAUGUUUACAAGUUUGAGGACAUUCUGUCCCCAGCAGAGUAUGAAGCAUUGCGGGUUCCAGCAGCAGCCUUUGUUAACAUCACUCCAGAAGAAAUCACCAAGAAGACAGAAGAUAAAAGCCAUUGCUCCUUUGUUUUAGAGGAGCUGAAGUUCCUGCCUGAUGAUGAGAAGAGAAGAGAUCACAAAGCCCGAUGCCUCUGGUUCCUGGACACCCUCAUUAAGUUCAGCUGCCUGAAAGUGAUCAAGAAGAAGCAUCCAAUGGGUCCUGAAUGCCCACACAUUAUUAGUAGGAAACUCAUGAAGAAUUUCACUUCACUGACCUACAACGACGGCAGUGUCCAGAAUCUAGUGUCGGCAUCAAUGAAGGCUAAAAUCACAGCAUACGUCAUCGCAUUGGCUCUGCACAUUAACAACUUCCAAACAGACCUCACCAUCCUGCAGAAUGACAUGAAGCUCCAAGAAAGCAGGAUGAUGGACAUCGCAAAGGCCAUGCGAUUGAAGGUCUCCAAGGCAAAGGGGCUGCCGGGACUUGAGAAUGAUCAGAACCACAAGCUGGGCACUCUCUCUCUCCCCUUGCCUGUGCAGAAGGCAUCAGGGAACCAACGAAAGCGCAGGAAAAUGAAUUAAAAUGUCUGGGAAGUCUCAGCAAAAGCAAAACAGUUCAUUCCUCAGCUGCCGUUCUGCACACAGUCACGGGGAUGCUCUUGUCUGUUGGAUUUGGCUGUUGAGCACCACCUCUGGACCCUGCCGAAACCCUGUCUUGAGGCUAGACUGGAACAGAUGAUCACCUUAUUAAGCUGCUUCUUUUUUUUGUAUUUGUGUAGAAGAAAGCUAGAAUAAAACCUUUUUAUUUUUUCCUGCCUAUA